UAUGUCUGUUACGUCCCGUCCUCCUAUAGUCACCCUCCUCACCCUAAAAUAAAAUAAAAAAAGAGCCAAGGAGCCUCCAGUACAAAGACAUGCGCCUGUCUCGCAACUCCGCGUUAAACAGUACCGUGUCCCUUUAAAAUCGUCUGACAAAAAGCCCAUAUGAUCCCCGAGCUCCAAUCACCAAUUCCUCCUGCAAAAGCAGCCUCUGCAUUUUUGUCUGUCUGAAUGCUACAGCAGCACAGGGGGGGAGAUUGAGGAUAAGGCAAAAAAAAAAAAAAAAACCCUGGAGAAAUGUGACAAUUCAAUGGUGAUUUUCAUGGCGAGGGGGAAACUGGUGCGGAAGGAGUUAUUCUGGGACUCCUCGGAGCCUCGAAGCGCAGGAUCAAAAUGCUCAUAGUGGAGAAGACCACAGAACUUCCCCUCUGCUGAGUUCUCUCUGGUGGAGGAUGUGGCUCUGCACUUCACCUGUUUGAUGGACAGGCUGAACGAGCAGCGCCUCUUCCAGCCCGACUUGUGCGACGUCGACAUUGUCCUCGUGCGCCAGCAACAGCACUUUCCCUUCCCGGCCCACAAAGGCGUGCUGGCGGCCUACAGCCCCUUCUUCCACUCCCUGUUCGCCCAGAGCAAGCAGCUGCGGCGGGUGGACCUGUCGCUGGACGCGCUGACCUCGCAGGGCCUCCAGCAGAUCCUCAACUUCAUCUACACCUCCAAGCUGCUGGUGAGCAGCCGCACGGUGUGCGACGUGCUCAACGCGGCCACGCUGCUGCAGAUGAGCGACAUCGCCGCCUCCUGCCGCGACAUCAUCAGCAGCCACUCGCUGAGGAGCGCCUGCGCAGAGAUGGGCGACCGGGACGCGCUCGGCGGCGCCGGCGACCCGGCUGUGGCGGUGAUGUCCCCCAGGCCAGAUGUACCGCGGAAAUCAAACAGGAGUUCAGAGCUUGGCAGGGUGUACGCGCAGGAAGGCAGCAGCCCUUUCUCUGUUAGAGUGGAGGAGGCGGGCAAAACGGCCUCCCAGCAGAAGCAGUACUACCACCACAAAGAGGAGGGCUCGGGGGCCGGGGGGGGCGCAGACGCUUACUGCAAAGCAGAAGGUAACGGAGAGGAGUCCAAGACAGAGGGACACUCGUCCUUCAACAGGGAUCAGAUCAUUGUGGAAGUCAACCUCAACAACCAGACCCUUAAUGUGUCCAAGGGCUCUGAGGGCAAAUCCACAACCAUCACAGACACAACCGCCAUGUUUGGCCGUCGCCAUGACAACGAUCCUGAUUCAGAGGACGACGACGCGAAUAAUGACGACGCGAUGGAGGAGGACGACGACGACCUGAAACGGACGGAUCUGCUGGGGCCGAGUAGUGAGGACGAAGAUGAGGAGGAGGAUGAGGAGGAGGAGGAAGAGAACACCCUAAACAUUCCAGGCCUGGAGCAGGCGGCCAUCUUGGACCGACCUCGACGGGGCACCAGAGCGCUGGCGAUGGUGGGCAGCACCGCCGCCAUGCGGCAGACGCUGGUGGAGGCCACGCUGGCCAACCAGCGGCCGGGGGGGAAGAGGCCUCUGCACGCAGAGGGCCUGGGCCAGAAGGUGAGGCUGGAGGAGAAGCAGCACUUCCCGUGCAAGAAGUGCCCGCGCGUCUUCAACAACUGCUGGUACCUGGAGAAGCACAUGAACGUCACGCACAACCGCAUGCAGAUCUGCAACAACUGCGGCAAGCGCUUCCUGCUGGAGAGCGAGCUGCUGCUGCACCAGCAGACCGACUGCGAGAAGAGCAUCCAGUGCGUGACCUGCGGCAAGGCCUUCAAGAAGCUGUGGUCGCUGCACGAGCACAACAAGAUCGUGCACGGCUACGCUGAGAAGAAGUUCUCCUGCGAGAUUUGUGAGAAGAAGUUUUACACCAUGGCUCAUGUCCGGAAGCACAUGGUCGCCCAUACGAAGGACAUGCCAUUCACCUGCGAGACGUGCGGGAAGUCGUUCAAGCGCAGCAUGUCCCUGAAGGUCCACUCCCUGCAGCACUCGGGAGAGAAGCCCUUCAAGUGUGAGAACUGCAGCGAGCGCUUCCAGUACAAAUACCAGCUGCGGUCCCACAUGAGCAUCCACAUCGGCCACAAGCAGUUCAUGUGCCAGUGGUGCGGCAAGGACUUCAAUAUGAAGCAGUACUUCGAUGAACACAUGAAGACGCACACUGGAGAGAAACCGUACAUCUGUGAAAUCUGCGGGAAGAGCUUCACCAGCCGGCCCAACAUGAAGCGCCACCGCCGCACGCACACCGGGGAGAAGCCCUACCCCUGCGAGGUGUGCGGCCAGCGCUUCCGCUUCUCCAACAUGCUCAAAGCCCACCGCGAGAAGUGCUUCCGCAUCAGCAACCCCAUGGUCGCCGACGGCAACGAGCCCCUCAGACUCGAGCAGCCCCUCGCCUCGUCCGCCGCGGACCCCUCCGGACCGGUCCAGCUGGGGACGCCCGGAACCACGCCGGCCGCUGCCUCCAGCCCCCACCCGCUCCCCCUUCACGGCACCCAGCUGUCUCUCCCCCUGCUGCACUCCAUGGGGGGGCUGCCCCCCACUCCGCAUUUGCCCCCGCCGCCUCCCCUGUUCUCUACCGGUAGGAUGAACUCCAGCAACUAACCAAUCUCUGUAGCAUUUGGAAGCACUUUGUUACUUUAGUUUAGUUUUAGUUUAUUCUCUGAGGAGGACUCCUGCUGCAGGAAUGCGAUGCACUUCAGUGACAUUUACACAGAAGGAAAAAAAUGAAUGACGGCUACACGGAGGCCUCAUAGAAACACACACACACCUACAGUACCAUAAUAAGAAAUAGUUAUUUUUUACUCUAUUCAAUACAAUAGAUAACCUCAGUCAGUAGGACGUGUUGUCCAUCACUUCUCUCAUCAUUCUGUCCUGGUUUCAACUGCACAAUGAGUCGACUGUAGCCUCCUCACUCAUUAGGGGCCUGUCAGCUGAGUGAGUGCCACACGAUGAUGGAACACGUUUUAUUUCCUCUUCUCUGCCAAGGUGUAGCGAGUGGUUCUUGUCUGACCCAGCAAUAACCAAAUGCUGAUUCGUCUUCGAGUAUAUAUAUGUACACGGCAUUGCCAAUAACCAAAUCCCGUCAGCUCACCUGCUUACAUAGGUAAUGUUAUACAGCAUUUAUAAUCGAUCCUGCACCUUACAUUUAACUCUAGUGAUGUUUAAAAUGUAUUCCAACCUGUCUUCAUUUUUAUAAUUGUGUUAGUGUGUAACUUGUGGCACGUUGCGUCAGUUUGUAAAGACACAAAGGAAGCUGUGACGUGAGGUGAGUGGAGUGAGUGAGUGAGUGAGUGAGUGAGUGAGUGAGUGAGUGAGU
Molecule: messenger RNA, 3332 nt
Organism: Betta splendens (Siamese fighting fish)
Lineage: Eukaryota; Metazoa; Chordata; Actinopteri; Anabantiformes; Osphronemidae
Gene: zbtb47b
Product: zinc finger and BTB domain containing 47b
Biological process (GO): regulation of transcription by RNA polymerase II
Cellular component (GO): nucleus
Molecular function (GO): RNA polymerase II cis-regulatory region sequence-specific DNA binding; protein binding; DNA-binding transcription factor activity, RNA polymerase II-specific
Source: RefSeq, a predicted model, not a curated record